Molecule: messenger RNA, 1142 nt
Organism: Cherax quadricarinatus
Lineage: Eukaryota; Metazoa; Arthropoda; Malacostraca; Decapoda; Parastacidae
Source: RefSeq, a predicted model, not a curated record
UACAUUUUGGUCAUUAUGUUCUCAGUAUUUUGUCACUUUACUAUUUUUUUUUUCCAGGGAUACGUUGGCUGUCCCAACAAAUGGAAUGUUUAUCAUGAAUGCAGCAACAUGUGCAGGGAACAGUGGAAAGAGCGUAAAUCCAUUAAUCCAGAUUAUGAUCGGCGUAGAAUCAGAAUGCUCAACAAGUAUCCUUUACCUAGUCAUUGGCAAGAAAUUUUGGACCCAGGCAUUGGCCGUUAUUACUACUGGAACACUGAGACAGAUUUGGUAUCAUGGCUUCCCCCAGGGCAUCCAAGCUGCCAGGUCUCGCGCUCUGCUGCAACCCUGCGCAAGGAAAUGGCAACUGAAAUUAACAAGAAUCGCUCAGGAAGCUCAGAGAAUGAAGUGGAAAUGGCUGGAGUAGAAGAAGAGGAAGAUCAAGAUGUUGAAGAUCACAUGAGUGACAGAUCAGAGGGGUCUGAAGAUGAAUCAAGUCAGCGAGAAAAGAGAGAACCUGAUCGACGGGAAAGAAGUCGAGAUAAAACUAGUAGGGAGCGUGACCGUGGCAGAGAUCGAAGGGGCCGCCGACAUCCACCGAAUGAGGAACUAGACCCUAUGGACCCUGCAUCAUAUGGAGAAUGUGGCAGGGGAAAUUGGGCAUCUGGACUUCCUCAGCGGAAUGAAGCUCGCACUGGUGCUGAUGUAACAGCUAGUGGUCCAUUGUUCCAGAUGCGUCCUUACCCAUCCCCUGGAGCAGUGCUUCGGGCCAAUGCUGCUGUAGGACCCAUUGGACCUAAAAAAUCUUAGGUUAUUGCAAACCUUAAAAAAUAAGGUUACCAUCAGUAUGCAAGAACUUUACAUAAAUGUUCUAUAUUUAGAAUGUAAUAGCAAGGUUUUUUUUUUUUUUUAAAUUUAGUUAUAAUCCAAUACAGUACCACUUAAAAAUGUAUAUUACCACACAGUGGUUUAGAAAAAACAUGUAAGCAAACACCAGAACAUAUUUAUUAGAAAACAUUUUGGUGAUCAAGGUCCCAGGACCAAAACAUUUUCUAAUGAAUAUGUCCUAGUGUUUGCUUACAUGUCUUUCUAACCCAAUGUGUCAGUAUCUAUUACCAAGGUUUAUACCACUACCACACAGUGUAUGAAUAAACAGGAUGGACAGA